GAAGGCCUUUAUCAACUGCAACGUCAUUGGCGCCUCCAAUGUCCACACCUCGACGUGCGAGCAUUUCUGCAGAUAAAGACUGUCCCAAGUGCCGUACCCGUCGCAUCAAAUGCGACAGAUCGGUCCCAGCAUGCCGGAAAUGCACCACACGAGGAUUUCCAUGUCCGGGAUACGGUCUCAUCCUCCGAUGGGGCCAAGGAGUGGCUAGCAGAGGUAGACUGGCGGGCAGGCAGCUACCUCUACCAUGCUCCCCGACUAUUGCCCACUACCCUGAUGCUGUAACUUCCGAACUUAUGUAUCACUACCAUCAGAUUGUGUCUGCCAAGCUGGCUUGGGUGGAUGGCCCGACGAACCCCUGGAGACAGGUCAUCAUUCCACUGGCGGGGGCAUCAUCGACUGUCCUUCAUGCCAUGCUUGCACUUUCGUCGGAAGAUCUUGCUGCGCGUUACCCGAACGACCAUCCGCGUCGCCAGCAGCUGCAGGUCGUCUCUGUAUGCCGCCGGGAUCAGGCCUUGGCUUCGGUGGCUCAGCUUCUUUGCCACAUGAGGCAGGAAGGCUCUUCCUCCAAUCAGGCCCAGUGCGCACUGGCCGCCACGCUCAUCCUCUAUAACGUCGAACUCCUCGGCGCUGCAUCGGCUAAGUGGCGGAUGCACUUGGAGGCCGCACGUGUAAUCCGCCGAUGGAAAGAACACACACUGAUGGACGCCGGAGGCACGGACGAAAUCGAUGCCUUUUUAGUCUACGAGCAGUACUACGCCAGUGUUUUUGCUAGCCUCACCACUUUCGAUGCCCUUGGGGAGUACGAGGCAAUUCCGCUGACUGAUUCGAAUGCUAUAUUUAGCGACUUUGUCGACAUAAUCAGUCGAACGACACAUGUGGAGUGCUUGCAAUCUAGUGAUGACUAUGGGAUGGAUUUUUCAUUGCUUGACACGAUGAUAGGAGAUUUGGAAGCCGCCAAGGCCCGCAUGCUGGAGUUCAGCCUUAUACUUUGCUGGCAAACCGACCAGGCCUGUCUCAGUUUCCAGCACCUGGUGGGGAUCUUUUACUACGCCGGUCUAAUUUAUGUCCACCACUCUUGGAGACAUUCCAUCUUUAUCCAUCUCGCCCUUCUCGUUGACAAGCACUCAUUCGCUCAUGACCUUAAACAGGAAGUGGUUGCACACGAGAUUGAACUGGUUAUGGAGGUCAGCGGCACAUUGGACCGACGAAAUGUCUUUUCCUUCUUGAAGUGGUUCUGGGCCUUGCCAGAAAGUGACCUCACGUGGAUCCAGUUCAUGAGGCUGGCACCGGAGCGACGUAUGCUUAUUCUUUAA
Aspergillus costaricaensis CBS 115574 is the source of this 1313-nucleotide messenger RNA. Its product is annotated as Zn(II)2Cys6 transcription factor. Gene Ontology annotation, molecular function: DNA-binding transcription factor activity, RNA polymerase II-specific; zinc ion binding; transcription cis-regulatory region binding. Gene Ontology annotation, cellular component: nucleus. Lineage: Eukaryota; Fungi; Ascomycota; Eurotiomycetes; Eurotiales; Aspergillaceae. The transcript is spliced from 4 exons. The record is from RefSeq and is a predicted model, not a curated record. Gene Ontology annotation, biological process: positive regulation of transcription by RNA polymerase II. Bases 39 to 1313 code for a protein of 424 amino acids.